This is a messenger RNA of Acipenser ruthenus (sterlet), 1069 nucleotides long. RefSeq names its product glucosidase 2 subunit beta-like. The transcript has 5 exons. The coding region runs from base 1 to 495 and encodes 164 amino acids. Gene Ontology annotation, cellular component: glucosidase II complex. The record is from RefSeq and is a predicted model, not a curated record. Gene Ontology annotation, biological process: N-glycan processing; liver development. NCBI's taxonomy places the organism in Eukaryota, Metazoa, Chordata, Actinopteri, Acipenseriformes, Acipenseridae.
AUGCUUUUUUGUACCCUUACUGUUCUAGCUGCUGAGGAGACCAGAGAUGACUACCGGCUGACAGAGAAGCACCUGUAUCAGAUAAAAGAGGACAUCAGAAAACUGGAGGAGGAGCUUUCAAUGGAUUUCGGGCCACACCACGAGUUUGUCUUCAUGCACAGAGAGUGUUACGAGAUCACCAAUGAAUACGUUUAUAAAAUCUGCCCGUUUCACAAAGUGACUCAGAAAUCCAAACAAGGAGGGAUGGAAACACUCCUGGGCGUGUGGGGUUCCUGGGCUGGCUCUGAAGAGAACAAGUACAGCAUGAUGAAAUUUGAGGAUGGCGCCCCCUGUUGGCAAGGACCUUACCGCUCAGUACAGGUAAAGCUGUUGUGUGGGGAGCAGACGGCAGUCAUGUCCAGUGCAGAGCCCAGCCACUGUGAGUAUCUGUUUGAGCUGCAGACACCUGCGGCAUGCAACCAGCCUGCGCCAGCCCUGAAACAUGAGGAGCUCUAGCGGGGUGAGAGAACCAGGGAUUCACUCUGAGUGAGAGGGGCCUGCUGACCAGCUAGCAAGCCUCAUGUCCAGAACGGGGUGGGGUGAUAAGAUGUGCUGUAUGUGUCCGUCGCAGAAUAUUUAUGGUACUGUAGAGCUAUACAGGGGUUGGAAGCUUUGAAACACUUGUGAUAUGUGGCAUACACUUUUGUAAGUGAGCUGUCCCUUACAUGCCUUCUUUGUUUUGUGAAUAGGAUCUUUCACAUGAGUUUUGUAUUUCAGAGAAGCUGCCUCCCUGCUGCAAUAUAACAAGAAGCAGUGAAAUUGUGUUUGUCGUUGCCGCUGUCUGUGGCUGUUCCGAGCCCAGUCUCUUUGUUUGUUUGUUUGUUUGAAGGUUACUGCAGGCUUGUUGGAAAUGAGACGAGGACCUCUUGCACAGAGCACGGAGGAUCUCAGUUGCCCUUUGCAUAUUUUAAUUCAUUGUGACAGAUGGUAGCAAGUGGGCGUUGCACCUUAAUGUUCGCAACAGAUUUCCGGAUCCUAAAGAAGUUAAUUACUGAACACCAUGUUUUGAAAUGAGAAAGAAAAAAAAUAU